AUGCCGGCGCCCCUGGGAGCCGCGGAGGCGAGUCCGCGGGCUCCGCCGGCAGCCAGUCACCCUGAAGUAGGGCCGGACAAAGAACACCGGCCCCCCCACGGCACAGACCGAAACGCCCCGGCCCCCGGCACCAAGCCCCGGCCAAAAGCGCGGCCCCGUCCCACCAAGACAGACGCCAACAGCACGCAACACAGCGCGCACAGAACUGACGAAGAGCAGAAAAGCCCCCCGGCGCCCGACCGCCAGAAGAGCAGACCGCAGCCGGCGCAACCACCCCCCCCAGCAGCCCACGGGCAGCACAGAGCGGAGCGAACCACGCCGCUCCCCCACUGGACCAAGCCAGAGCAGCACAGCUGCACCCGCCGCCCCCCCUCGCCGCCUGCAGAAGCCCCCAACACGCCGCUGAAGCACCUCCGCCGCCCCAGCCCCCCGACGCGCGCCGGCCGGAGCCAGUCCACCCCCCACCCACCCCGCAGCCACAACCGCCGUGAUCAGCGGGACCAAAGCAGCUCCAACAUGCCUCCAAGCGGGAAAACCCACCCGAAGACCCAAUCAGCGCAGCCAGCCCAACCACACCAGCCCCACAACACCAACCCCGCCGGAGCCACCCAGACCGCCACACACCAGCGGCGCGCUGCCAGCAGGACCCCCACCCAACGGGGCUGCCCCCCGAGAGAACAGACAUGCCAAUCCCCCCCCAGAAAAAGAACGCCAAGCAGAAUAGCCCCCCCAAUGCGACAGUAG
This is a messenger RNA of Cyprinodon tularosa, 744 nucleotides long. Its product is annotated as extensin-like. The coding region runs from base 1 to 744 and encodes 247 amino acids. NCBI's taxonomy places the organism in Eukaryota, Metazoa, Chordata, Actinopteri, Cyprinodontiformes, Cyprinodontidae. The transcript is spliced from 2 exons. The record is from RefSeq and is a predicted model, not a curated record.